AUGAUCCCUCGGUAUCUGUUCCGAGCCUAUUCCCCAGGGUCCGAUGGCAUAAACAACAGCAUGGGGUUCAGUUGUCAAGCCAUCUCCGAGGAGUGCAACACUAUCGCAAGCCUGAAAGAUUUAGAGCGGCAGGACGCGCGACGCAUGCUCAAAGACCAUGUCCUUUGGGCCAGCUGGAAAGUCCGACAGGACGACAUAUUGAUAUCUUUCUCGUCUUCGUUCCUUUUUACCGUCCAGCAUUGUAUCAGGAAAAUCGAAAAAUGCUAUAAUACCACAAAAGAUAACUGUUUCAUCACUAUACUGGAUACCAAAUGCUAUCCAGAUGACACAUUCCAGUGGACCGUUGACCUGCUUCGCAAAUACAACUUGGAUGAGUACGACCACAGGAAUCUGCUGCAUACAUAUCACGAAGGGGAAUACCUGGCUGAGCAUGAGCUGUACACCAGCGCACCCGAGCAGGCAUGUCAUGUUUCCUUCUCAAGCAUUGAGGCCAGUAUGUACAGAAUCGCGCCUGAUCUCAAGGAACCUCAACAUCGGAACAACCUCGUUUACGCCAUGCGUGCCUUCCGAGCACAGUGGUAUUCGAGGCCCGAGGUCGUCUCCGACAGUAAUAUUAGGCAGGCACUGACACUAGCUAGCAACUUUGGUGGGAAAUGGUUUCUUCCGAUGUCAGUAUGGGGUCUAGCGAUGAGGCAUCGCGAACAGAACAGCAUCCGGAUGUUAGCAGACAGGCUAAUAGGUAUGGACGACUUUCCCUUUCCCUACAUGUAUCGCGACCGGACGGUGGUCCCGGCAACGCUUCGAGAACUGCAGGAGUGGAAGGAUCUGAUGGAAUCAUUGUUCUUGCGUUCUGAGAAUCGCAAGCGCGAAGAUGACCCUGUUGGAGGUUUACUAGGAUCCUUUCCCAAUCUCGGUAUCGCUGAGAAUUAG
Molecule: messenger RNA, 930 nt
Organism: Cyphellophora europaea CBS 101466
Lineage: Eukaryota; Fungi; Ascomycota; Eurotiomycetes; Chaetothyriales; Cyphellophoraceae
Exons: 1
Coding region: 1-930 (309 amino acids)
Source: RefSeq, a predicted model, not a curated record